CAAAAUCAUGUUAAAGCCUUAUUUAAUCUCAAUCAGGUUCAUGAAGAAUCAUCUCAAGCUUUAAGAAAACUUAUUGACAAUGUAUCUAAGCAUUUACGAGACCUCACCAUUUUAGAUGAACCUACAAACACAUGGGAUACAUUGGUAAUAUAUUUAAUUUCUAUAAAACUAGAUAAUGAGACAUUAAAGCAUUGGGAGGAAGCAAAAUCUGGUUAUGUAAAUCCAACUUUAGAUAAUUUAACCACAUUCUUGAAGCAUCGAGCAGACAUGUUGGAAACAUUGGAACAAAGUAAGAAUUCUAAACGAGUCAUUCCAAGGUCAAAGGGUGACAAUAAAACAAAAGCCUUUGUUGCAUCAAAACCGUACUGUGUAUAUUGCAAAAAGGACCAUUACAUUCAAAAUUGUGAGGCAUUUGUAAGGUUAUCAAUCGAACAAAGACGAACACAAGCAAUGAAGAAUCACUUGUGUCUUAACUGUUUAAGGUUGGGUCAUACAAGUAAAAUGUGCUAUGCAAGUUCCUGUAAAACCUGUAAUGCUCGACAUAAUACCUUAUUACAUGAAGAACGAGUAUCCAGUUCAGAAAACGAACAGACAGUUAAUUUAUCAUCACAUAUUAAUUUUAAUGGAGAUCAGGUACUUCUUUCAACAGCAUUACUAAAGAUUUUUGAUAAAAAUGGGAAAUGUCAUGUAGCACGGGCACUUUUAGACUCAGGUUCUCAAAGUAGUUUUAUAACCGAAGACUUUUGUAAUAAGUUACAGUUUGAUGUAAUACCAACCAAGAUAACAGUAAGUGGUUUGAGUGAAGCUCAAUCUAAUGUGUCAGGAAAGAUUUCUAUACAAGUACAUUCUAAGGUAAACAACUUUUCAUUUAAAAAUUCUUUUCUAGUUAUAAGAAACAUUACAGAAACCUUGCCUAAUUUUAAAAUUAAUAUCAAAAAUUUGAACAUUCCAGACAAUAUUAAAUUGGCAGAUCCUCAUUUUUAUAAGCCAGAGAGAGUUGAUGUGCUUUUAGGAGCUGACUGUUUCUGGAACCUUAUGUGUGUUGGACAAAUCAAGUUAAAUAAUGGAUUAUUAUUACAAAAGGGUAAAUUAGGUUGGGUUAUUGCAGGACGUAUGCAGUCAAAUCCUUGUACCACGACAAUACGUAAUUUUUCUAAAGCUAAUGACAUUGACAAGCAGCUCACUCGUUUCUGCGAAUUAGAAGAGUUUCGACACUCCAAACCACUGUCAAACGAAGAAAAAUUGUGUGAAGAAGAAUUUGUAAGGACUUUCAAACGUGACAGUGAAGGACGCUUUGUAGUAACUAUUCCUCUAAAACAAGGUCCUGAAGUCCUAGGCGAUAAAUACGAUAUAGCAAAACCAAGGUUUUUAUCUCUAGAACGAAGAUUUAAACGAGAUCCUGAAUUCAAGAAACGUUAUAUCAAUUUUAUUAACGAGUAUAAAAAUAUGAAACAUAUGUCCAAGAUAGAACAUCCAGAUAAUGCAACUUUUAGUUAUUACAUGCCCCAUCAUGGCGUUAUAAAAGAAUCAAGUUUGACUACCAAGUUACGGGUAGUAUUUGAUGCUUCAUGUCCAAGUAGUAGUGGAUAUUCUUUUAACGAUUUGCAACUUGUUGGACCUACAAUCCAGUCAGAUUUAUUCUCACUCCUGCUGCUAUCAGACAUUACAAACUAUGUAAUUGCAAAUGUAAUACAAAACCACUUUUAUGUUGACGAUUUGUUGAGUGGUGCUGAUACAAUUGAAGAGGCUAUUAACAUAGUAACAGAGAUAUCAAAGGUCCUUAAUACAGCAGGUUUUCGUCUUCGUAAAUGGAUAUCUAAUAAUAAUACAAUACUUCAAUCACUGAAAGAAAGAAAUGAAGCAGAUACACUUGAUCUAGGUGUAAACGAACUAACCAAAACAUUAGGCGUGACGUGGAAUGGAAAGGAAGACUGUUUUCUUUAUAAGAUUGGAAAUAGUUUUAAUAAACAUAUUACAAAACGAACUGUCUUGUCAGAAAUAGCUCAGAUUUUUGAUCCAAUGGGUUUACUAAGUCCAUGUAUAAUUGUGGCUAAAAUUAUCCUAAGAGAUAUUUGGAUAGAAAAACUUGACUGGGAUGAAUCUUUGUCACAACCCUUACAUACGAGAUGGCUAAACUUUAGAAACGAAUUAAGUAAUCUGAAUAAUAUCAAAAUUCCUAGACAGAUAACGUGUAAACACGCAAUCAACAUUGAAAUUCAUGGAUUCAGUGAUGCAUCGUCUUACGCAUACGGAGCCUGCGUGUACUUAAGAUCGCAAAAUGAAGAAGGAAAAAUACAAACAAGAUUGAUUUGUGCUAAAUCAAAAAUAGCUCCAUUGAAGGUUCAGACGAUUCCACGUUUGGAAUUAAUUGGUGCUUUACUGCUAUCACGCCUAAUAAAAAAAAUAUUAGAAGCAACCAAACUAGUACCAAGUAGAAUAGUAUAUUGGUGUGAUUCUACAAUAGUUUUGGGUUGGCUUAAUAUGAGUCCAAAUCAACUACAAGUGUUUGUAGCUAACCGAGUAUCAGAACUUCAGACAAUCACAAACGUAAGCGACUGGCGACAUGUUCCAUCCAGUCAUAAUCCAGCCGAUUUGGUGUCACGUGGUGUAAGACCCAAAGAAUUACCAUUUUCUAAUCUUUACUGGUUUGGUCCAGACUGGUUGAAAUCAACUGAGGACAUAUGGCCGCAUACUCUUGAAAUCAAUGUAGAGUUACCAGAAUUACGAGAAAGAAGCAAGGGAGCCUUAAAGCACACAGAAAUUGCAAAUGCUCAUUUAUAUCUAGUAAGAUUUGCUCAGCAUGAAUCAUUUGCGGAAGAAAUAUUUCAGCUUCAACAAGGUGAAAUUAAAAGAGGAAGAUUAUCCCAUAUUCAGCCAUUUUUUGACAAGGACAAGAUAAUGCGAGUGGGUGGUAGAUUAGGUAAUACAGAUCUGGACUUCAACCGAAAAUUCCCAAUUAUCUUAAGCUCGAAACAUAUAUUUUCUGAAUUACUAUUUGAUAGGGAACACCGGCGUUUAUUACACUGCGGACCUCAACACCUUUUAGCAUCAAUUUGUCAAUCAUAUUGGCCCCUAGGAGGACGUAAUUUAGCAAGAAAAAUAUAUCGAGAAUGCGUUAAAUGUUUUAGAACACACCCGAAAUCAAGUGUUCCUCUAAUGGGAAAUUUACCAAAAAAUAGAAUUACACCUGCCCCAGCAUUCUAUAGAACAGGAGUAGAUUAUGCGGGGCCAUUUUCAGUAAAGGACAGGCAAGGACGUGGCUGCAAGAUUACAAAGGCUUACAUUGCUUUAUUUGUUUGUUUUGUGACUAAGGCCAUACAUAUCGAACUUGUUUCUGAUCUAACUAAGGAAGCAUUUUUAGCAUCAUUUAAACGCUUUAUUGCUCGACGUGGAAAACCGAUUCAAAUGUUUUCAGACAACGGCACAAAUUUUGUGGGUGCUAAUUUUGAAAUGCAACGUUUAUAUAAUUUCUUACAAGAAAAUAAUAAAUCUUUGUCUGAACAUAUAGAAAAUGAAGGAGUUAGCUGGUCUUUCAUUCCAUCUCGCUCACCUCACUUUGGAGGCUUAUGGGAGGCAGGAAUUAAAUCUGUCAAAUGUCAUUUAAAGCGCGUAGCGGUUCAGAUUGAGGCUGUUCUCAAUUCUCGCCCUUUGAGCCCUUUAUCCAACGAACCCUCAGAUUUAACACCUCUUACUCCCUCUCACUUUUUAAUCGGCCGACCAUUAACGUCAUUACCUGAACGAGAUCUCGUAGAGAUACCUGAAAACCGAUUAUCAACAUAUCAACGAAUCCAGCAGCUACAACAACAUUUUUGGUCCCGGUGGUCAUUAGAAUAUAUUUCCGAGCUCCAACAGCGGUCCAAAUGGCAGCAAAAAGUGAACCCCAUUAAGAUUAAUGACUUGGUGGUCAUUAAAGAAGAAAACCAACCCCCUUUAAAAUGGUCCUUAGGCAGAGUUAUAGAAGUCUACCCAGGGAAAGAUGGAACUGUUCGUGUAGCUACAGUGAAAACCAGCACAGAGUCGUCUACAGAUGAAGAAAAUCUUCAAGAGAAUGUUCACAAGGGGAGGAAACGUUCUAGAAAUCCAGAAAAAUGGAAGCAAAUUAAGGCCAAAAAACAGUGGGAAAACUUACAAAUCAUUAUCCAAGUCCAAGAAACAAAUUCCAGAAAGAACAAUGAAAUCACCUUGUCCUGA
Sitophilus oryzae (rice weevil) is the source of this 4191-nucleotide messenger RNA. RefSeq lists its product as uncharacterized. Gene Ontology annotation, molecular function: nucleic acid binding. The transcript has 5 exons. Lineage: Eukaryota; Metazoa; Arthropoda; Insecta; Coleoptera; Curculionidae. The annotation marks the transcript as partial. The record is from RefSeq and is a predicted model, not a curated record. Gene Ontology annotation, biological process: DNA integration.